AUGUCCAAAAGCUUGAAAAAGAAAAGCCACUGGACUAGCAAAGUCCAUGAGAGUGUCAUUGGCAGGAACCCGGAGGGCCAGCUGGGCUUUGAACUGAAAGGGGGCGCCGAGAACGGACAGUUCCCCUACCUGGGGGAGGUGAAGCCCGGCAAGGUGGCCUAUGAGAGCGGCAGCAAGUUGGUGUCGGAGGAGCUGCUGCUGGAAGUGAACGAGACCCCCGUGGCGGGGCUCACCAUCAGGGACGUGCUGGCCGUGAUCAAACACUGCAAGGACCCCCUCCGACUCAAGUGUGUCAAACAAGGAGGAAUUGUUGAUAAGGAUCUUCGUCACUACCUCAACUUACGAUUUCAGAAGGGUUCUGUGGACCACGAACUUCAGCAAAUCAUUCGUGACAACCUCUACCUCCGCACGGUGCCAUGCACCACAAGGCCACAUAAGGAGGGUGAGGUCCCUGGAGUGGACUAUAUUUUCAUCACCGUUGAAGAUUUUAUGGAAUUGGAGAAAAGUGGUGCUCUCCUAGAAAGUGGGACUUAUGAAGACAAUUACUACGGCACGCCAAAGCCUCCAGCAGAACCAGCACCAUUAUUAUUAAAUGUGACAGACCAGAUACUUCCGGGAGCCACUCCAAGUGCUGAAGGAAAACGGAAGAGGAAUAAAUCAGUGAGCAACAUGGAGAAAGCAAGUAUAGAGCCUCCUGAGGAGGAGGAGGAGGAAAGGCCUGUGGUCAAUGGAAAUGGAGUAGUAGUAACACCAGAAUCCAGUGAACAUGAAGACAAGAGUGCAGGUGCCUCAGGGGAGACACCCUCCCAGCCUUAUCCUGCACCAGUGUACAGUCAGCCCGAGGAGCUGAAGGAGCAGAUGGAUGAUGCAAAACCAACUAAGCCUGAAGAGAAUGAGGAGUCAGACCCAUUGCCUGAUAACUGGGAAAUGGCCUAUACAGAGAAGGGUGAAGUCUACUUCAUUGACCAUAACACAAAGACAACAUCAUGGCUGGAUCCACGACUUGCGAAAAAGGCUAAACCUCCAGAAGAGUGCAAAGAGAAUGAGCUUCCAUAUGGCUGGGAAAAAAUUGAUGAUCCCAUAUAUGGCACUUAUUAUGUUGACCACAUAAAUAGAAGAACACAGUUUGAAAACCCCGUCCUGGAAGCAAAAAGGAAGCUACAGCAGCAUAACAUGCCCCACACAGAACUUGGAACAAAGCCCCUGCAGGCCCCGGCUUUCCGAGAAAAACCACUCUUCACCCGGGAUGCAUCCCAAUUGAAGGGAACAUUCCUCAGCACCACCCUAAAAAAGAGCAACAUGGGUUUUGGAUUCACCAUCAUUGGUGGAGAUGAGCCUGAUGAGUUUCUGCAGGUGAAAAGUGUGAUUCCAGAUGGGCCUGCAGCACAGGAUGGGAAAAUGGAAACAGGUGAUGUCAUUGUCUAUAUUAAUGAAGUUUGUGUCCUUGGACAUACUCAUGCAGAUGUAGUCAAACUUUUCCAGUCUGUUCCUAUUGGUCAGAGUGUCAACCUGGUGUUGUGUCGUGGCUACCCUUUGCCCUUUGAUCCUGAAGAUCCUGCUAACAGCAUGGUGCCACCCCUUGCAAUAAUGGAGAGGCCACCUCCAGUGAUGGUCAAUGGAAGACAUAACUAUGAAACAUAUUUGGAAUACAUUUCUCGGACCUCACAGUCAGUUCCAGAUAUAACAGAUCGGCCGCCUCAUUCUUUGCACUCAAUGCCAGCUGAUGGUCAACUAGAUGGCACGUAUCCACCACCCGUCCAUGACGACAAUGUGUCUAUGGCUUCAUCUGGGGCCACCCAAGCUGAACUUAUGACCUUAACCAUUGUGAAAGGUGCCCAGGGCUUUGGCUUCACUAUUGCUGACAGUCCUACAGGACAGCGGGUGAAACAAAUACUUGACAUUCAGGGAUGCCCUGGCCUGUGUGAAGGCGACCUCAUUGUUGAGAUCAACCAGCAGAAUGUACAGAACCUGAGCCAUACAGAAGUAGUGGAUAUACUUAAGGACUGUCCCAUUGGAAGUGAGACUUCUUUGAUUAUCCAUCGAGGAGGUUUCUUUUCUCCAUGGAAAACUCCAAAGCCUAUAAUGGACCGCUGGGAGAAUCAAGGCAGUCCUCAAACGAGUUUAUCUGCUCCGGCCAUACCACAGAACCUGCCCUUCCCACCCGCCCUUCACAGGACUUCCUUUCCUGACUCAGAGGCCUUUGACCCAAGGAAGCCUGACCCAUACGAGCUCUACGAGAAAUCUAGAGCGAUUUAUGAAAGUAGGCAACAAGUGCCACCAAGGACCAGUUUUCGAAUGGAUUCCUCUGGUCCAGAUUAUAAGGAGCUGGAUGUUCACCUUCGCAGGAUGGAGUCUGGAUUUGGCUUCAGAAUCCUCGGGGGAGAUGAGCCUGGGCAGCCUAUUUUGAUUGGCGCUGUCAUUGCCAUGGGUUCAGCCGACAGAGACGGCCGCCUGCACCCAGGAGACGAGCUUGUCUAUGUCGACGGGAUUCCAGUGGCUGGCAAGACCCACCGCUAUGUCAUCGACCUGAUGCACCAUGCAGCCCGAAAUGGGCAGGUCAACCUCACUGUGAGGAGGAAGAUGCUCUGUGGAGGGGAGCCCUGCCCAGAGAACGGGAGGAGUCCAGGCUCUGUGUCAACCCACCACAGCUCCCCACGCAGUGACUACGCCACCUACACCAACAGCAACCACGCCGCCCCCAGUAGCAGUGCCUCUCCACCUGAAGGCUUCGCCUCCCACAGCCUGCAGACCAGCGAUGUGGUCAUUCACCGCAAAGAGAACGAAGGCUUCGGCUUUGUCAUCAUCAGCUCCCUGAACAGACCUGAGUCCGGAUCCACUAUCACUGUGCCCCAUAAAAUUGGACGCAUCAUCGAUGGGAGUCCCGCAGAUCGUUGUGCAAAACUGAAAGUGGGAGACCGGAUCUUGGCAGUGAACGGCCAGUCCAUCAUCAACAUGCCUCAUGCAGACAUCGUGAAGCUCAUCAAGGACGCAGGUCUCAGUGUCACCCUCCGCAUCAUUCCUCAGGAGGAGCUCAACAGCCCAGCCUCGGCGCCCAGCUCAGAGAAGCAGAGCCCGAUGGCCCAGCAGAGUCCUCUGGCCCAGCCAAGCCCGGCCACCCCCAACAGUCCUGUUGCCCAACCAGCUCCUCCUCAGCCACUUCAGCCACAAGGACAUGAAAAUAGUUACAGAUCAGAAGUAAAAGCGAGGCAAGAUGUGAAACCAGACAUCCGACAGCCUCCGUUCACAGACUACAGGCAGCCGCCGCUGGACUACAGGCAGCCCCCGGGAGGGGACUACCAGCAACCCCCACCCUUGGACUACAGGCAGCCUCCCCUGCUGGACUACAGGCAGCACUCCCCGGACACUAGGCAAUACCCUCUGGCGGACUAUAGGCAGCCCCAGGAUUUUGAUUAUUUCACUGUGGACAUGGAGAAAGGAGCCAAAGGAUUUGGAUUCAGCAUUCGUGGAGGAAGAGAAUACAAAAUGGAUUUGUACGUGUUGAGAUUGGCAGAAGAUGGGCCCGCAAUAAGGAAUGGAAGGAUGAGGGUAGGAGAUCAAAUCAUCGAAAUCAAUGGGGAGAGCACAAGGGACAUGACACACGCCAGAGCAAUAGAACUCAUCAAGUCGGGAGGAAGAAGGGUCCGUCUCCUGCUGAAACGUGGGACGGGGCAGGUCCCGGAGUAUGACGAACCCAGCUCCUGGAGUUCUCCCGCUGCCGCCUCCCCAGGUCUGCCGGAAGUAGGCGUCUCCCUCGAAGACGUCCUCUCUCCAUUCUCUCCAUCACAUCCAGCCCCACCCUCCGACCCUUCCCACCAGAUAGGCCCAGACCCAACUUGGGAUAUCAAAAGGGAACACGACGUUAGGAAACCAAAGGAGCUUUCAGCCGGCGGCCAGAAGAAGCAGCGCCUCGGGGAGCAGAGGGAGCGCUCGGCGAGCCCGCAGAGGGCCGCCCGGCCGAGGCUCGAGGAGGCACCCGGCGGCCAGGGGCGGCCCGAGGCCGGCAGGCCCUCCUCGGAGGCCAGGGCGCCCGGGCCCGCGGCGGCGGACGCGGCGGACGCGGCGCGGCCCGGCGGGAAGGAAGCGCCCCCCGCCGCGGCGGGCGCGCGCGCGGGGCCCCGGCAGGGCGCGCGGCCCCCGGGGGCCGCCCCGCCGCGCAAGGCCGCCGUGGCGCCCGGGCCUUGGAAAGUGCCCGGCUCCGACAAGCUGCCGGGCGUCCUGAAGCCCGGCGCCUCGGCUGCGGGCAGAUGA
This is a messenger RNA of Neomonachus schauinslandi (Hawaiian monk seal), 4248 nucleotides long. It is a transcript of the gene MAGI2, whose product is annotated as membrane associated guanylate kinase, WW and PDZ domain containing 2. Gene Ontology annotation, cellular component: cytoplasm; dendrite. Bases 1 to 4248 code for a protein of 1415 amino acids. The record is from RefSeq and is a predicted model, not a curated record. NCBI's taxonomy places the organism in Eukaryota, Metazoa, Chordata, Mammalia, Carnivora, Phocidae. The transcript has 23 exons. Gene Ontology annotation, molecular function: signaling receptor complex adaptor activity; type II activin receptor binding; beta-1 adrenergic receptor binding. Gene Ontology annotation, biological process: signal transduction; receptor clustering.